This is a messenger RNA of Marmota monax (woodchuck), 6347 nucleotides long. RefSeq names its product ATP binding cassette subfamily A member 8 (gene Abca8). Gene Ontology annotation, cellular component: mitochondrial inner membrane; intracellular membrane-bounded organelle. NCBI's taxonomy places the organism in Eukaryota, Metazoa, Chordata, Mammalia, Rodentia, Sciuridae. The record is from RefSeq and is a predicted model, not a curated record. The transcript has 40 exons. Gene Ontology annotation, biological process: transmembrane transport; lipid transport. Bases 537 to 5429 code for a protein of 1630 amino acids. Gene Ontology annotation, molecular function: ATP binding; ABC-type transporter activity; ATP hydrolysis activity.
UCUGAAAGCAGUCCGGGACCUUUUAUAAAGUCAAACAGAUAAAGCAAAUUCUAGAGAUGUGCUAGGGACCGGAAAAAAAAAAAAGUACGUUGUUUUCUUUCAGUUGUGGUCACCAGCGGAUAAACUGUGUCUCUAGAUCCCUUGCUUCAUAUUUCCCAAAAACUUGCUUCCAGCCUCAGUGAACAGCCUGUGUAGUUUUCCUCUCUGGCAAUAUCCUCUGAGCCUGCCUUGGCCAACGGGAUGGCCUUUGGAACUGGCCCCUGGACUCCUCACCCCAGCUUUGAUUAGGAAACAGCAGCACCCCGUGUGUGAUCCUGUCCCAUGGCUGGGACAGGGGCUUCAGGUCGGCUCAUACCCACUCCUCAUCAAUUAUGGACCAGUUCACAGCAGCCCUGUGUGUCCAUGGGGUCUGCAGAGAGGGAGGAGACCACUUACUUCAGAAGUCAGGACUUAAGAGCCGGCUGCCAGUCUUCGCCAUGGAGCUGCUGGCUCUGUGGUAGAAGUCCUGACCCAGCCUUCCAAGUCAUAUUCCUGGCAUGCUUCCCAGAAAACUGGGCAACAUGGGUAAGAGAAAGAUAAGCGUGUGUCAACAAACUUGGGCUUUAUUACAUAAGAACAUUCUUAAAAAGUGGAGAAUGAAAAGAGAGCCACUAAUGGAAUGGAUGAACGCGUUGCUCCUCCUACUUUGUUUGUACUUCUAUCCUAUUGGUCAUCAAGUUGAAGACUUUUCUUUACGGCCUCCUGUGAACCUCGGAAGGGUAGAUUCAUUUAAUGAAUCCAAAUUUGCAAUUGAAUACACACCUGUCACCAAUGUAACCCAACAGAUAAUGAGCAAAGUAGCUACUACCUCCUUCAUGACAGGUAGAGAAGUCAUGGGACUAUCAGAUGAAGAAAGCAUUAAAGAAUUGAAAGCAGAUUAUCAUGAGGAAAUAGUAAGAGUCAUCUUUACAAACACAUACUCAUAUCAUCUGAAAUUCUUGUUGGGACAAAGAAUCCCGAUCAGUAAGGAACACAGGGACCAUACAGCUCAUUGUUUUGAAGAAGAUGAAGAUGUUGACUGUUACAUCUCAAUAUUCUGGAAGGAAGGUUUUGUGGCUCUUCAAGCUGCCAUUAAUGCUGCUAUUAUAGAAACCACAACAAAUCAUUCAGUCAUGGAGGAACUUAUGUCGGUUACCGGAAGAUACAUGAAGAUACAGCCCUUUAUUAGUCAAGGAGGAAUCGCAACUGAUUUUUUCAUUUUCUUCUGCAUCAUCUCCUUUUCCCCAUUCAUUUACUAUGCAUCCAUCAAUGUCACGAGGGAGAGGAAAACGAUGAAGGCCUUGAUGACCAUGAUGGGCCUGCAGGAUUCAGCGUUCUGGCUCUCCUGGGGUUUGCUCUAUGCUGGCUUCAUCUUCAUUAUGGCCCUUUUCUUGGCACUUAUUAUAAAAUCUACCCAGUUUUUUAUUCUGACCAACUUCAUGGUAGUUUUUACCCUCUUUCUCCUUUAUGGAUUGUCACUGAUUGCUCUGGCUUUCCUGAUGAGCGUCUUGGUGAAGAAGUCUUUCCUCACUAGCCUAGUGGUGUUCCUCCUUACUGUCUUCUGGGGGAGCCUUGGAUUCACAGCGUUGUACAGAUAUCUCCCAGUGUCUUUGGAGUGGAUUUUCAGUUUUCUUAGCCCGUUUGCUUUCACCCUUGGAAUGUCCCAGCUUUUACACUUGGAUUAUGACGUAAAUUCUAAUGCAUUUCUUGAUGCACCAGUCAGCUCCAAUCUAAUUAUAGCAACACAUUUCAUGUUGGCCUUUGACACUUUCCUCUAUCUGGCACUCAUGAUGUACUUUGAAAAAAUUUUGCCAAAUGAAUUUGGACAUCAACAUUCACCCUUGUUUUUCCUGAAGUCCUCAUUUUGGUCACGACAACAAAAGGCUGAUCAUGUGAUCCUUGAAGAUAAAAUAGAUUCCAGUCCUUCAUCUAAUGACUCUUUUGAACCAGUGUCUCCAGAAUUCCAUGGGAAAGAAGCCAUCAGAAUCAGAAAUAUUACAAAAGAAUAUAAAGGAAAACCUGAUAAAAUAGAAGCUUUGAAAGACCUGGUAUUGGACAUUUAUGAAGGCCAAAUCACUGCAAUCCUUGGUCACAGUGGAGCUGGAAAAUCAACACUGUUAAAUAUUCUUAGUGGGUUGUCUGUUCCCACCAAAGGUUCUGUCACCAUCUACAAUAAUAAACUUUCAGAAAUGGAUGACCUAGAAAACAUCAUCAAGAUCACUGGAAUUUGUCCACAAUCCAAUGUGCAGUUUGACUUCCUUACUGUGAAAGAAAACCUUAGGCUAUUUGCUAAAAUAAGAGGGAUUCUGCCACAAGAAGUGGAGCAAGAGAUAGAAAGAGUUUUGCUGGAAUUGGAAAUACAAAAUAUUCAGAAUGUCCUGGCUCAAAACUUAAGUGGUGGACAGAAAAGAAAACUAACCUUUGGGAUUGCCAUUUUAGGAGAUCCUCAGGUUUUCCUAUUAGAUGAACCCAGUGCUGGAAUGGAUCCCUUCUCAAGACACAGAAUUUGGAACCUCCUGAAAGAGCGUAGAAGAGACCGUGUGAUCCUUUUUACUACUCAGUUCAUGGAUGAGGCUGACCUCCUGGCAGAUAGGAAAGUGUUUCUCUCCAAAGGGAAACUGAAGUGUGCAGGUUCUUCAUUGUUUCUGAAGAAAAAGUGGGGGAUCGGUUAUCACCUAAGUUUGCAGUUGAAUGAACUAUGUGCUCAGGAAAAGAUAACAUCUCUUGUUAAACAGCACAUCCCUGAUGCCAAAUUAUCAGCAGAAAGUGAAGGAAAGCUUGUCUAUACACUACCGUUAGAAACAACCCAUAGUUUUCCAGAACUUUACACGGAUCUUGAUAGCAAUCCUGGCCUAGGAAUUGAGAAUUAUGGUGUUUCCAUGACAACUUUGAAUGAAGUGUUCCUGAAGCUAGAAGGAAAAUCAGCGCUCGAUGAAUCAGGUGUCAACAUUCUAGGAGAAGCACAAGGGGAAAGAGCUGGGGACACAGAAAGACUUGUUGAGAUGGAACAAAUUCUCUCCUCACUUAUGGAGAUGAGAAAGACAGUAGGGGGCGUGGCUCUCUGGGGUCGACAGAUCUGUGCAAUUGCAAAGGUUCGUUUGCUAAAGUUGAAGCACGAAAGAAAAGCUCUUCUAUCACUGUUGUUGAUUCUGGUGGUUGGAUUUUUCCCUCUUUUUUUGGAGUAUAUCUUGGUGAAAGUUCAUCAAAACAGUUACACUUUGGAACUGUCUCCUCAUCUGUACUUCCUGGCUCCUGGACAACAGCCACGGGACCCUCUCACUCGAUUAUUGAUCAUCAAUAACACAGGGGCGAGCAUUGAUGAGUUUGUCCAUGCCGUGGAGCGCCAGAGCAUAGCUGUGGAAGUAGAUGCAGCUGGAACUAGAAAUGGUAUAGAUGACCCUUCUUAUAAUGGAGCCAUUAUAGUAUUUCAUAAUGAAAAGAAAUACGACUUUUUAUUAGCAUGCAAUACCAAAAGACUGAAUUGCUUCCCAGUUCUCAUGGAUGUUGUUAGUAAUGGGCUACUUGGAAUGGUUACACCAUCAGCACAUAUUCAAACUGAGUGGAGCACAUUUUUGAGGAGAAUAUGGGAUAAUCCAUUUGAAAUCCUGGGAUACACCUUAUUCUGGCUGGUUUUGGCAUCCAGCUGCCCUCCUUACAUUGCCAUGAGCAGCAUUGAUGAUUACAAGAACAGCGUGAGGUCGCUGCUGCGGAUUUCUGGCCUCUUUCCUUCCGCCUACUGGCUCGGGCAGGCGCUGGUGGACUGGCCGCUGUACUGCCUGUUUUUCCUUUUUAUGUAUUUAAUGGAUUACGUCUUGAACUCCCAAGAGACUGUAUUUACGCUUGUGAAUUAUUUCAUUCAAAUCCUGUGUGCUGUUGGGUAUGCCAUAUCCCUUAUCUUCUUGACAUAUGUGAUUUCAUUCACCUUUCGCAAGGGGAAAAAAAAUAGUGGUAUUUGGUCAUUUUGCUUCUAUGUUGUAACUGUAUCCUCUGUGCUUAUAUGUGUGUUGGAAAACUCUGAAAGUGUUCCACUAUUUUUCAUCACUUUUUUAGUACCACAAGCCACACUGAUUGGCUGUCUGUUCUUAUAUUUUCAUCUUUUCAUGUUUACUGUCUUCGAUGAUGAACAACAUACUGGAGAACUAUUUCUGGUCUUCCUAAUUCCCUUCCUUCAUGUUAUCAUUUUUCUUUUUAUUCUCCGAUGUCUGGAAUGGAAAUUUGGAAAGAAACCCAUGGGAAAGGAUCCCUUCUUUAGAAUUUCUCCAAAAAGUGGUGAUGUGUGUCAAAAUCCAGAAGAACCCCAAGGGGAGAACGAAGAUGUUCAGAUGGAAAGACUGAGAACGGCUGAUGCCUUGAAUUCCACAGACUUUAAUGAGAAGCCAGUCAUUGUCGCCAGCUGUCUACGCAAGGAGUACGCGGGAAAGAAGAAGCAUUGCUUCUCUAAGAGGAAGAGCAAAGUAGCCACCAGGAAUGUCUCAUUCUGUGUCAGGAAAGGUGAAGUUUUAGGGUUGUUAGGACACAACGGAGCUGGUAAAAGUACAUCCAUUAAGGUGAUAACUGGAGACACGAAAUCAACUGCUGGACAGGUGCUACUCCAAGGGAGCAGUGGAGGGGAUGCCCCUGGGUUCCUGGGGUACUGUCCUCAGGAGAAUGUGCUGUGGCCCAACCUGACCGUGAAGGAGCACCUGGAGGUGUUUGCCACCGUGAAGGGGCUGAGCAGAGGUGAUGCUGAGCUCGCCAUUGCACGGUUGGUGGAUACGUUCAAGCUGCAGGAUCAGCUGAAGGCUGCCGUGAAGACCUUGUCAGCCGGAAUAAAGAGAAAGCUGUGCUUCAUGCUGAGCAUCCUGGGGAGCCCGUCAGUGAUGCUUCUGGAUGAGCCAUCCACCGGAAUGGACCCCGAGGGGCAGCAGCAGAUAUGGCAGGCAAUCCAGGCCAUCAUUAGGAACACAGAGAGGGGCGCCAUCUUGACCACCCAUUACAUGGCGGAGGCAGAGGCAGUGUGUGAUCGCGUGGCCAUCAUGGUGUCUGGAAGGCUGAGGUGUAUUGGCUCCAUCCAACACCUAAAAAGCAAACUUGGCAAAGAUUACCUGUUGGAGAUGAAGGUGAAGACCCUCGCACAGGUGGAGGCCCUCCAUGCAGAAAUCCUGAGGCUUUUCCCCCAGGCUGCUCGGCAGGAAAGGUACUCUUCUUUGAUGGUUUAUAAGUUACCAGUGGAGGACGUGCAACCCUUAGCCCAGGCUUUCUUCAAAUUAGAGAAGCUCAAACAGAGCUUCCACCUGGAGGAGUACAGCCUCUCCCAGUCCACCCUGGAGCAGGUUUUCCUGGAGCUCUCCAAGGAGCAGGAGCUGGAUGUUUUUGAUGAUGAACUUGAUCCUUCAGUGAACUGGAAGCUUCUCCCACAGGAAGAACCUUAGGCCACGAGUACUCUGUGUUCCCGUGGAAGCCUGUGGUUGCUUUUUAAAGACAUUUAUUUUGGUAGCAUCAAUGUCAUAUUCAUAGAAACCACAUUAUAAACACUGAGAUGGCUCUUCGUGUAGAGAGAGGAGCGGCCAGCUUAGCUGCAGGGACAUGGUGGAUGGCCUGUCUGAGCCGCCUCCUGCCCCAGCCUCUGCACCCCAGAAGGCUGCUCUGGCUCCAUUUUUCUGUAGAAUGCUAAAUAAAUACGGUUACUUUUAUACAACUAAGUUUCUAAGUAUGAUAAACAGACUUCCUUUCAUAUUUUUGAGUCAAAAAUCUUAAAACACACUUUUCUAACUCACAGUAAGUAUUCCAUAUAUUUACUCUCUGAAUAUUUAUGACACUUUAAAAAACUGAUAUCAUCAUAAAAAUUUACUUUUUGAAGUAGAUUUCAGUAUGUUUGUUAUGGCUAAAAGUCACACAGCAUCAUUCGUCAUAGUAUCUGAUAUCAAUGUACUUAAUACACCCAUUGGCAGCACUACAACCCAGACACACUCUGCCAAACCAAACACCUGCCAUUAGGAAUAGAUGGCACUUUUUAUUUCUGUAAACCAACCGAGUCCCAUUUUCAUGGUAUUUUCAUAUAUAGGCUGCUGAGAGCCAUAGCCAAGUAGGAAUGACACAUGGCAUUUUUGGUUGAAAGGUGACUCCAGCAAGCCAUUGAGAUGAUAAUGAUUAUGUUAAGAAGUGCAUUCAAUUGGAGAUUAGACCCCUGCUGUCUGCUGGCCUGCUACUUUGGAGCUCUCCUGGAUUGGGGAAGUGCCUUAGGAGGGAAUUCCGGAGGAGGGAUUUCCUGUUGGUGUAGUGUGUCCCGGGAGAAGGCCGCAUGCGUGGCAUUCGCGGGAGUUUUGGAAAUAAAGUUUGUUCCUACUUGA